This is a messenger RNA of Lathyrus sativus (Indian pea), 339 nucleotides long. The record is from the annotation of a GenBank genome assembly. NCBI's taxonomy places the organism in Eukaryota, Viridiplantae, Streptophyta, Magnoliopsida, Fabales, Fabaceae.
AUGGCGUCGUUUGAACAAGCACCACCCGGUGAUUCCAAAGCCGGAGAUAAAAUCUUUAGAACCAAAUGCGCUCAGUGCCACACCGUAGAAAAAGGUGCCGGCCACAAGCAAGGACCAAAUCUGAAUGGUUUAUUUGGAAGGCAAUCAGGCACUACUCCCGGUUAUUCCUACUCAGCAGCUAACAAGGCCAUGGCUGUGAAUUGGGAGGAAAAGACUUUAUAUGAUUACUUGCUUAAUCCCAAAAAGUAUAUUCCAGGGACUAAGAUGGUGUUUCCGGGUCUUAAGAAACCCCAAGAACGAGCAGAUCUUAUUGCAUAUCUGAAGGAAGCCACUGCCUAA